GCUUAUUUGUUUCAGAUUUCUUCAGUUCCCCGAUAAUAAAAUCCUGUAAUUUAAUUAAUUAACUCCGGCGCAAAUAAAGAAAACUCUAGAGAAGUUUGGCAGUGUGAGUUAGGAAGAGCCCCCAAUGGAAUUGGCAUCAAGCUCUGCGGCUGUUGGCGCCUCUACUGUCUUCUCAGUGUUAUUAGCUCCGUCAUACUCCUCAAGAACACAACUUUCAUAUCUUUCCCCCUUUAGAAAUUCAUCGUCAAAGUGUCUUCGUUAUGCUUCAAAUUCCCAAGGUAAGAAUUCACUUAAACUACCUCCAAUUGUAUCUCCUCUGUAUUUGUUCAAAUUAAUCCCAGAUACUCUUCUUUUGUGAAGUUAAAUGAGUUGGAAGUAUCUAAGUUGAGUUGCCAAUUAAGGGAUGACGGUAAUUUAAGUUCUGCGUGUGAAAUUGAACCUUUUUGUUUCUUUUUCGUUCUUGUGUUAUUUUCUGCUCUGUUAAGUUGGGCACUUGUUGAUUCUGUUCAUAUUUUGAUCCUUUGCGUGCUUUUGAGGUGUCUUGUUGGCCAAUGAUUUUAUGCCAGUAUUCAUUCGACUGUCGGGUGCUCUUUGUUGUGUGACUGAAACUUGGGGUGGUCACUUUGAAAGGAGCUACUGGGUGGCAGUGUUCGCCCCCUCUUUGCCACGUAGAUGGUUUUAUAUGUGGUAACGUGCAUUGGAAAGGUUGAAGAUAUUUGUCGAAUACCAUUUUUGUCUAGGAGGAUGGAUUGUUGUCUGCAGAGGUUAUCAUUUUCCACUACUUGUUGUUGGCCUAAAAAAGUAUUUUCCUGCUGCGGCAAUUGGUGAUACAGCUUCAAUUGCAUUUGAUUCCUCAAAGGGGCAUUUUCCAACUAGUAAACCAUCUGAUGAUGCCUCUGGUUGUAAAGCCACCAAAAACACAUAUGAAGAGGAGGGCAAUCAGGAUUCUGCUGAAAUACUGGAUGACCAGAAAAUGAUCCGCGUUUGUGAUAAGCUAAUCGGGGUCUUCAUGGUUGACAAGCCCACUCCAACUGACUGGCGAAGGUUGCUAGCUUUUAGCCGAGAAUGGGACAAUAUCCGGCCUCAUUUUUAUAAACAAUGUCAGGAUAGAGCAGAUAAGGAGAUUGACCCAGGAAUGAAGCACAAGUUACUCCGAUUUUCCCGGAAGCUUAAAGAGAUUGAUGAAGAUGUUCAAAGACAUAAUGAACUACUUCAAGUGAUCCGCAAAUCACCGUCCAAUAUCAGUGAAAUUGUGUCCAAGCGCCGCAAAGAUUUUACGAAGGAAUUCUUUGUUCACCUUCACACAGUGGCAGAAUCUUAUUACGAUAAUCCCGCAGAACAAAAUGCCGUGGCUAAGCUUGGGAAUAUGUGCUUGGCGGCCGUAGAAACUUUUGAUACGGCUGCAGAAAGUAUUGAAGCUCUAAAUGCUGCAGAGCUGAAAUUCCAAGAUAUUAUCAAUUCUCCUUCUGUGGAUGCUGCUUGCAGGAAGAUUGAUAGUUUAGCAGAGAGGAACGAACUUGAUUCAGCACUGGUACUUAUGAUUACCAAAGCAUGGUCAGCUGCAAAAGAAUCUGAUAUGACAAAAGAUGAGGUGAAAGACGUACUAUAUCAUUUAUAUAUGACAGCAAGGGGCAAUCUUCAGAGACUUGUGCCAAAAGAAAUUAGGAUACUUAAAUAUCUCCUUACCAUUGAAGAUCCAGAGGAGCGCAUGAGUGCCUUGAGGGACGCCUUCACUCCUGGAGACGAAAUUGAAGGGAAAGAUGUCGACUGUCUUUACACGACACCGGAGCAUCUGCACACCUGGAUUGGGACAGUGGUUAAUGCAUAUCAUUUCAGCAGAGAAGGCACUCUCAUAAGGGAGGCUAGAGAUCUGAUGAGCCCAAAAAUAAUCCAACAACUAGAAGAGCUGAAAAAGUUGGUACAGGAUAAUUUCUUGUGAGUGUGUGUGCUCGUACGUGUAGUAGAACUCUUUGGCCUGCUUUGGCAUGGACUGAGUCAACAAGAAUUUAAAAGCUAGGAAAAGAAGAAUGCAGCAAGGUUGAAUGCUUGAUAUCAAGAAUGUAAUUAUACUUAAAAAGUUUCUAGGGAAUGAGGUAGAACAAGACCAACUAGCUUAUGGUGUAACUCUUGUAACUGUAUUUAUUACAUAAUGAAUGCCUUAUUUUCUUACUUUCCCGUGUAUUUUGCAAAUUGGAAAUGAGAGAGAUGGAACCGGAUGUCGCUAAUCCGAC
Molecule: messenger RNA, 2231 nt
Organism: Oldenlandia corymbosa var. corymbosa
Lineage: Eukaryota; Viridiplantae; Streptophyta; Magnoliopsida; Gentianales; Rubiaceae
Source: the annotation of a GenBank genome assembly